Symbiodinium necroappetens is the source of this 2769-nucleotide messenger RNA. The record is from the annotation of a GenBank genome assembly. NCBI's taxonomy places the organism in Eukaryota, Dinophyceae, Suessiales, Symbiodiniaceae.
AUGUACACUGUGUGUCGGAAAGUCUUUUUGCUUGGAGGGUUUGGAGUUCGAAGACUGUGUCACACACUGACCGAAGGUCUUUUCAGCGCUGCGAAACCAGCUUCCGAUGGGCUUCCGAAGCCUGCAGCCAACAUCUUCGAUUCAGCCCCCAGCAGCUCCGGAAGCAUUUUCGGAGGCGCCAGCGGCUCCAUGACAGAGGUGGCGCUGCCGAGCUCAGGCGGGAUCUUUAUGUUCGGUGCUAGCACGAGCAGCGCUGCUUCAACGGCACCACCGACCAGCAUCUUCGACGGCGGUGCCAGUUCUUCUGGCGCAGCCUCAGCAUCAUCGGCACUCUCGGCACCCGCGGCGGCGGCGACUUCGGCCACCAGCAUCUUUCAGUUCGGGGCAGCGCCCCCCGCAGCGCAGGUGCCGCCAGCAAGUUCGAGCGCUGGCGUCGCUUCCAGUGGAGGUGCGAGUAUAUUCGGAGCCGAAGCAGCAACAGGAAAUGCUCUUGCAAGCAUCUCGCAAAGCUCGCAGAGUGCGCCGAGUUCAAGCUCCAAUAUCUUUGGUGCCACAUCAGGAUCAAUUGGCAAUAUCUUUAGUGCUGCGAGUUCUGGUGGCAGCAUCUUUGGCUCUGAACCUGGAAGUUCUGGAAGUUCAAGUGGUAUAUUCGGUGCCACCCAGCCAGCAAGCAGUCCCAGCACAGGCAGCAUCUUCGGAGCUCCAGCCGACACUUCAAGCAGCAGCAUUUUCGGCGCAGCGCCGCCAAGUGCUUCAACGCAGCCAGCGGGCUCUCAAAGCUCCGGCAGCAUGUUCGGUGCACUUCAAGCAACUACCACCCCGAGUUCUGGCAGCAUCUUCGGCUCACAACCGGCAAGCAGUCCAGAUUCCGGAAGCCUGUUCGGUGCAACCCCGACCCCGCCGACAGGCAGCCCAAGUUCAGGCAGUAUCUUCGGUGCAGUCCAGACAGCAAGCUCAGGCGGCAUUUUCGGUGCAGCCCAGCCCGCCACGAGCACGAGUUCUGGCAGCAUCUUCGGUGGUGCUUCAGGAAGUGGCCCAGGCAUCUUCUCAGCACCGACGGGCAGCACAUCGACUGGUCCUGGCCUAUUUGGUGCACCAGCGGCCAGUGCGGGAGGUAUUUUUGGAGCUCCGAGCGCAGGAGCCAAUAUCUUCGGCCAGCCAGCCCAACCGGCCCAGCCUGCGCAGCCGGCCCAGCCGGCAGCUUCAGCAGGAGGCCUCUUUGGCGCCAGUGCCGGCUCCCAGGGAGGCAGCAUCUUCGGUGGGACGACUGGUGGGAUCUUCAGCCCAGCCCAGAGUGCCGCCAGCUCUGCGGGGGCCGGGAACCUCUUUGGCCAAGCUGGUGGCAACAUCUUCGGGAGUGGUGCUGGCGGUGCCGGGGCCUUCAUCGCAUCCGGAGGAGGUGGCGGAGGUGUUUUCGGCCAAUCCUCCGGUGCAGGAGGUAGCAACAUCUUCGGAGCACCUGCUCCAGGUGCCGCCUCCGCGGGCGGCAUGUUCCAGUUCGGGGCGCCGACACCGGCACCGCAGAGCGCACCCUGUGGGGGAGGAGGAGGGUCCAUUUUCGGUCAGCCGCAGCCGCAGCCGAGCCCUGGUGGUGGUAACGCGUUCAUGUUCGGCCAGGGCCCGGCACAGUCGCAAGGAUCUGCGGACAUGUUUGGACAGCCAGCUGCAGGUCCAAAUGCUGGUUUUGGUGGCUCACCUUUUGGUGGUGCUCCGCAAGGCUUUCCACCACCCGGUGCAGGGUUUGGCCAACCUGCGGCGGCAGCAGGUGCCUUCGGCGGUUUCGGACCAGCUCCAGGUGCAGGUGGAUUCGGCCCUUCUCCACAGGCUGCCGGCGGAAACCUCUUCGCGCAGCCCAACCCCAGCGGUCCACCGCCGGGGCGCAGCCGAGUGCUCAUACUCGAUGGUGGUCUUGCUACGCAUGUCGAGGCGCUUGGCGAAAGCAUCGACCACUCCCUUUGGUCUGCUUCCUGCCUGGUGAAGAACCCGACGGUCAUCAAACAGGCGCACAGAGACUACUAUGAUGCUGGCGCCGCGGUGGCCAUCACUGCUUCCUACCAGGCGCACUUCGAUGGCUUUCGCGAGCUCGAGAUGGACGAGGAGGAGGCGCUCAAGGCAGUGAAACGCUCUGUCGACUUAGCGCGUGAGACGGCGCCUCCGGGGGCACUGGUAGCAGGCAGCGUGGGGAGCUACGGCGCCUCGCUGCACAACGGCGCCGAGUACACCGGCGACUUUCCAGGGAUGGAUGAAACGAGUCUGCUUGCCUGGCACCGGCCCCGAGCCAAGGCUUUGGUCGAAGCAGGUGCUGACAUCCUCGCAUGCGAGACGGUGCCCAGCCUUUUGGAAGCCCGAGCUCUUGUUCGCCUGCUGAACGAGUUGGAGCAUCCUGGUUGGGUCACCUUCUCCUGCAAAUCCGACACUGAAGUCUGCUCGGGCGAUGUCUUCGCAGACUGCAUCGCUGCGGUGGCUAAAUGCGACUGGGUGGUUGGAGCAGGCGUGAACUGCACGCAUCCCGACUUCGUCGCCGGCCUCGUCCAAAUCUGCCGGGAAUCGUUGCCCGCCGAAAAGAGUGUGGUCGUGUACCCCAAUGCCGGCGAGGUUUGGAAUGGUACAACUCAUACCUGGGAGACGGGCUCAGCCACAGCUGACGAACAGUAUGUGGAGCUGGCGCGGAAGUGGCUCAAGCUUGGCGCCAAUUGUAUUGGGGGCUGCUGCCGAACGGGGCCCGCGACUAUCGCGGCGCUCAAGAAAGGGUUGACGGUGACCCCGUGA